This is a messenger RNA of Daldinia childiae, 444 nucleotides long. RefSeq lists its product as uncharacterized. Gene Ontology annotation, molecular function: ribonuclease MRP activity. The record is from RefSeq and is a predicted model, not a curated record. The transcript has a single exon. NCBI's taxonomy places the organism in Eukaryota, Fungi, Ascomycota, Sordariomycetes, Xylariales, Hypoxylaceae. Bases 1 to 444 code for a protein of 147 amino acids. Gene Ontology annotation, cellular component: ribonuclease MRP complex; nucleolar ribonuclease P complex. Gene Ontology annotation, biological process: intronic box C/D snoRNA processing; nuclear-transcribed mRNA catabolic process, RNase MRP-dependent; tRNA processing.
AUGACUGAACAACCUGAUACAUCAAUGACUGAUGCACCAAUGGCUAGCACGCAGAGUGUAGCCGGGAUCAAAAAGUCACACGAGCUAGCUACGGUUACUAUCAAAACACCGCGCUAUUCCUACGUACAUCUUGAGCUUUUCAGUGCCUCGGCCGAUCCAGGUGUAUUAGAUGUCCUUCAAGUGCGGUCUAAGUGUACAUCUGCCCUGAAGCAAUUCCUAGGCACCACAGGUCUUGGAAUGCCUCUAGAUAUUCUCAAGGUGGAAGGGAAGGAUUGUUGGUUAAGAGUUCCGCGGGAUGACUUAGCAGCAUUCUCCGCAGCCAUUACAGCCUGGCAAGGCUCUUAUCAGGACGGUCUUCACUCAUCACUUCGGAUACGAGGGUGCUCUGACUGGCUUGGUGCCUUGGUGGGAAGAGAUGGGGAGGAUGAGCUAUGGACUGGCUGA